AUGGGUAUCAAGAAGAAGUCAAAGGUGCCUGGUGUGAUGAUAACCCAGUUUAAUGAGGAACUUCCAGAGGGAAUGACAACCCCAGAUUUCACCAGGAAACCCAUUGCUCUGACAAUUCAAGAGGGAAAACUGGGAAUCUUGAAAGCCAUCGUAGUGGGCACCCCAACACCAACUGUAACAUGGAGCAGAGCAAACGGAGACAUACAUUUCCACCCUGACUUGUGCCUGCAGAAGUAUGACGAGACCUCUCAUGAGCACACCAUAGAGUUUCCUAAAGUGGCUCCAGAGGAUGCUGACACCUACAAGUGCUUUGCAACAAAUGAAUAUGGAAAGGCUGUUUGCACUGUUGUCUUAAACGUUAUUGAGGUUGGAUUCUCAAAAAGCAAGGAACUCCAAAAGAAGCAAGGAGAAGAUGCAACAGACUUCAGAAAAAAACUUAAGAAACGUAAUCCUGAUGGAACACGAGAGGAAAAGCCGAUGGAGCCAGAGGAGAAAGUCUGGGAAAUUCUCCUUAGCGCAGACAAGAAAGACUAUGAACAUAUCUGCGUUGAUUACGGUAUCACAGACUUCCGUGGUAUGCUGAAGAAACUCAAUGAAAUGAAGAAGGAGAGGGAGGAUGAGAUUGCAGAGUUUGUUACACAUAUCAGUACGCUGAAGCAUAUUGAGGUUAAUGACAGUGACUAUGCAACAAUCGAGUUGGACAUGGACCUUAAGGAUCCAAUGAGCAAAGUCUUCUUGUACAAGGAUGGUGUCAUGGUUCCAUUCUCCAAAGAAGAGGCAGAAGAAGCAAAGCACUCUUUGAAACAAGUUGGCAAGAAAUACAUCUUUCAGAUUAAAAAGUUAGGUUCAGAAGAUGCUGGACUUUACUCAGUGGAUGUUGGGGGAGUUAACGUUUUCUCCACAAAUUUUAAAGUACCUGAAGUUGAAUUCGCUGUCAAAAUACAAGAGGUAAAGGCAGAAGAGCGAGAGGAUGCCCUCUUCCAGUGUGUUCUGACUGCACCUAUGGAUGAUCUGAAAUGGUUUGGCAAGAGUGCCCCCCUAUCAAAUACUGCGAAACAUGAAAUCACUGUAUCUGAGGAUAAGCUUAUCCACAAGUUGAUUGUGCGAGACUGUAUGCCUUUAGAUGGCGGUAUAUAUGCAGCUGUGGCAGGAAUCAAAUCUUGCAAUGCCUGGCUUAUAGUGGAAGCUGACAAAGAUCCUGCAAACAAGGGCAAGAAGGCAAACCGCAAAACUACUAUGGCUGGGGCCGGCAAUGAUGAAGAUUUGAUGAGAAUAGCUAAGGAACAGCAGGAAAAAUAUAAUAAGGAAAUGGAAGAAAAAAUUGAAAAAGCCAAAAAGGAACAAGCUGAGAGAGAAGCUGCAGAUGCAGUUGCCAAAGCAGAGGCUGAAGCUGCUAAAAAGGAAGCAGCUGAAGCUAAAGCUGCAGCUAAGGAUGCUGCUAAAGCUAAAGCAAAGGCAAAGAGGGCAGCGGCUAGCAAGGAUGCAGCUGCAAGAAAAACUAAGAAAGGUGCUGCUGGUGGUGCAGGCUCAGGUGCAGAAGGUGCAGGUGGUGCUGGUGGUACAGGCUCAGGGGCAGACGGUGCUGGUGGUGCUGGUGGUGCUGGGGGUGUAGGUGGUGCUGGUGGUGGGGUUGAUGGAACAGGUGCUGGCAUAGGCAUCGGAGCUGGUGCAGGUGAUGGUGCAGGUGGGGGAGAGGAUGGAAGUGGAGCAGGAGCGGGGGGCAGAGCUGGAGGAGAGGGAGGAGAGGGGGAAGAAGGAGGCGAAGGUGGAAAAGGAGGAAGACGCAAGAAACGUGUGAGAGAAGGACCACUCGUUCCGGAUACAGUAAUAGACCCAGGAGUUCACUUCCAUGCUGGACUUUCCGACUGCAAAGCCAUUGUUGGAGAAGCUGCAGAGCUUGAGUGUAAACUGAGCAGCGAAGACUGUGAGGGAAUCUGGUACAGAGAUGGAGAAGAGGUUAAAACAGCUGAGGGUAUAACCGUCUCAAAAGAAGGAAGUGUCCACAGGCUGAAAAUUCACAAAGUAACAGAAGAAUUUGCUGGAAAGUAUAAAUUUGAAGCAGAUGGAAGGAAGACAGAAGCCUUGAUUGUCGUUGAAGAUCCCCCACGAUUUGAUGCUGAGGAGCUGAAAGCGUUCAAAGCACCUGUAACAGUGAAAAAAGGACAGAAAGCUACCUUCAAAUUACCUUUCGUUGGACGGGACCCUUUAAAAGUUCAGUGGUACCUUGAUGGUGAAGAGCUGUCAGAAGAGUCAAAUAUCAAGCUGGAGCACUCAGAAGGUCACAGCCGUCUCCUCCUCACCAAGCUGCAGCGCAAGGACAGUGGUGAAGUCAAGAUUAAACUGAAGAACGAGUUCGGCACUAUUGAGGCAAUCAGCCAGCUUGUUGUACUUGAUAAACCCACUCCUCCAAUGGGACCUUUGGAGAUUGUUGAAGCCUCCUCCUCUACAAUUGAAUUCAAGUGGAGACCCCCAAAGGACAGUGGUGGCUGCAAGAUAGGCAACUAUAUCCUUGAACGACAACAAGUUGGUCGCAACACAUGGAAAAAGGUGGGGCCAAUUGGUGCAGAGGCCACGUACAAAGACAGUGACGUAGACCAUGGCAGGAGGUACUGCUAUCGCAUCCGGGUGGAGACUGAAAUUGGUAGCAGUGAGCUAAUGGAAACUGAGGAUAUCCAAGCUGGUACAAAAGCUUACCCUGGCCCCCCAUCAGCUCCAAAGGUUGUCACUGCCUUCAAGGACUGCAUCAACCUCUCUUGGUCCCCUCCAGCCAACACCGGAGGAACCAAUAUUCUGGGAUACAACAUUGAGAAACGCAAGAAAGGCAGCAACCUGUGGGGUCAAGUCAAUCCACCAGAACAGAUGAUCAGAGGAAAAGGAUUUGGAGUUAAAGAUGUGGUUGAAGGCAUGGAGUAUGAAUUCCGUGUUUCUGCAAUCAAUGACUCUGGAGCGGGUGAAUUCAGUACACCCUCUGAGUUUGUGUUUGCAAGAGACCCUAAGAAGCCUCCUGGAAAAGUCAUUGACUUCAAAGUGACAGACUCCACCUACACAAAUCUGUCCCUGUCUUGGACCAAACCCAAGGACAUUGAGGGGGUUGAGGAUGAAGCCAAAGGAUAUUUUGUAGAGAUCAGACCUGCAGAAAACACAGAAUGGGAUCGCUGCAAUACCAAUGCAAUAACCAUGACUUCCUACACUGUGAAAGGCUUGAAAUCAAUGGCCAUGUACUGGGUGAGAGUCAUUGCUAUUAAUGAUGGAGGACAUGGAGAGCCACAGGAGCUGGAUAAUUACAUCCUUGCUAUGCCCCCUCCUGUGAGACCACGUUUUACUGAUGCCAAAAUUAAGAGUUUCAUGGUGGUGAGAGCAGGAAAUUCUGCAAGAUUUAACAUUAACUUUGAGGCCUCUCCAUGGCCAGAAGUCAUCUGGCUGAAGGAUGGAGUGCCAGUGUCUAAAAAGGUGACUAUCAGCAAUGCAGAGGGCACAUCCCAGCUUCUCAUUGCCUCUGCUGAACGCUCAGAAACUGGAAUCUACACUAUCAUUGUGAAAAACAUUGUGGGUCAAGAAUCAUUCAGCAUUGAGAUUAGAGUCACAGAUGAGCCUAAGCCAGCAGGCCCUGUGGACAUUGAUGAGAACGUGCCCGGCACAGUGACCGUUUCAUGGACUGCCUCUCCAGACGAGAAACGUGACGACAGGCUGCACUACAUGGUGAUGAAGCGUGAUUCAAGUAAAAGAACCUGGCACAUUGUGGCAGAUAACAUCUUUAACAAUAAGUUCACAGCCUGCAACAUAAUGCCAGGCAGAGAAUACCAGUUCAGAGUCUACGCUAAAAAUGACAUGGGCUCAUCCAAACCCUCUGAAUCAGCGAAGUGGCUUAUUUCAACCAAAAAAGAAAAGUUCACUAUCAACGUGCCAGAAACAAAGGCUUGUGAUCUACAGUGCCCUCCCAAGUUCCUUGUCCCGUUGAAAAUGCACACGGCUCCUCAAGGAUAUGAAUGCUACAUGAGCUGCGCUGUAAAAGGAGAUCCCACACCUCAUGUGACAUGGCUCCGCAACAACAUCAGCUUGAAUACCAACACUAACUACUUCAUCUCUAACACCUGUGGAGUCUGCUCUAUGCUCGUAUUGAGGGUUGGACCUAAAGACACUGGGGAGUACAAGGUGGUUGCAGAGAACUCUAUCGGGAGGGCCGAGUGCUCCACCAAACUGACUGUCAGAGAAUAAAUGAACACCCUGAACAUGGUACAACUGCUUCAAAACCAGGACAGAUACCAAGUUGUUGCUUAUUCACCUGCUGCAGCUUUAGAUUUAGGUAAAAACGAUCUUCAAUAACUUUUUGAUGAAGAAAUUCCUCUCAAGUUCUUCAUUUAUUCAAAGUAAUUCUUAACAGAUCUUAGGCAUACGUAUGUUCGUGACAUAACCGCAUAUUCUGUUUCUCUUGAUGCCCACUGUGCAGUCUCAAUAAAAUGACAGCUUGAAAACGUAUUGAAUGUAUUUAUGGCAUAUUUCAAAUGUAAUGAUAUGCAUGCCAAAUAGCAAAAAUAAUCAGCAGAGGAUAUUUCUCAGCAGUGAAUCACUGAAAAUUAGCUAAGUCUAGGCAGUGCUUGUCUAUAGCUUGUGGAACAAUCUGCUAGUGGUUUUUGCUAAAGUUUUAGAUGCAGGUUUUCAUUCAUGCAUUUAGUGUUUGGUCCCAGUUUUUAUUUUUACAUAAAUGUGAAUUUACAAUCCUCCCUUUGAGUGAAACUGAAGCGACAGUCCUAGUGACAUUAAAAAUAUAUGAUACCGCAUGCUUGUUUUAGGCUCUUCUGAAUAUGCGAAUGCAGGUAAAAUUGAUGUAAAU
This is a messenger RNA of Notolabrus celidotus (New Zealand spotty), 4831 nucleotides long. RefSeq names its product immunoglobulin-like and fibronectin type III domain-containing protein 1. The coding region runs from base 1 to 4215 and encodes 1404 amino acids. The record is from RefSeq and is a predicted model, not a curated record. Lineage: Eukaryota; Metazoa; Chordata; Actinopteri; Labriformes; Labridae. The transcript has 24 exons. Gene Ontology annotation, molecular function: protein binding.